Penicillium cinerascens is the source of this 327-nucleotide messenger RNA. RefSeq lists its product as uncharacterized. Lineage: Eukaryota; Fungi; Ascomycota; Eurotiomycetes; Eurotiales; Aspergillaceae. The transcript has a single exon. The record is from RefSeq and is a predicted model, not a curated record. Bases 1 to 327 code for a protein of 108 amino acids.
AUGCCGCUUAAGAGUGCCCAAGAUGGCUCUGCGAUGCCCGAGGCACAGGGGCUGAAGUAUAACGAAUCCAAAAUGGCGCUCUUCCAUGCACGACUGUCGUACGACUCCACGAUCGAUGAACGAAAGGCAUCGCAGGAUCCCAACCUUGCGUCGAUCGCCGAGGCUCAAGCCAAGAUACUCAAGCGCUGGGACUUGCUACAGCAGGCCGAAGAGGAGCUUGCCGCACAGGGAAAGAGCUUGUCUCCGACCGAUAAACGACAACUUAUGCAAUAUGCGUGGCGAUUCAAGCAUCUGGAACAGACGGCGACCAAAACCACUGGGGGAUAG